Molecule: messenger RNA, 3649 nt
Organism: Myxocyprinus asiaticus (Chinese sucker)
Lineage: Eukaryota; Metazoa; Chordata; Actinopteri; Cypriniformes; Catostomidae
Gene: slc39a5
Product: solute carrier family 39 member 5
Exons: 12
Coding region: 86-1738 (550 amino acids)
Biological process (GO): zinc ion import across plasma membrane; intracellular zinc ion homeostasis; BMP signaling pathway
Cellular component (GO): membrane
Molecular function (GO): zinc ion transmembrane transporter activity
Source: RefSeq, a predicted model, not a curated record
CACUGCGCGGUUUCUCAUGCUUCAACAUUAGCAGCGGAGAGGAUACCGGAGAUCAUGUAUCGGGUGUAAAAGACUGCGAGAAAUCAUGGCUGGACAGACAGUCUGGAUGAAUCUGAGCUUCAAGCUUGUGCUCUACCACUAUAUGAGUUCUGUGAUAAUACUACCAAACCUCACACUAGCAAAUCAUGCCCAUCAAGCCCAGGCCGACAGGCUCAGGAAGUUUAAUGAAAGUUCACAAGUCAAAUCUACACAGGAACACUUAGAAGAAGCUUUUGAAGAGCAGGGUUAUUACUUGCAACGCCUGUUCCUUCAGUAUGGGGACAAUGGGACUUUGACCUAUGAGGGUUUGCAAAAGUUACUGGGAAGUUUAGGUCUGGGGGAGGUCAGUGUCCUGGAGAUCCGACAAGGAGGGGUGAAGUAUUCUUCUGAACCCUUACCCCAUUCCCACUCACAUGAAGACCAUCGUGAUCCUCAUGGGUCCACAACCCCACCCCCACUCACAGAAAGUCCUAGACCUCACAUUAAACCAGUGCUUAGUGGAUCAUCCACAGAAUCACAUCCCGGCCUAAGACACAAACUCGAGGAAAGUGUGUCACUGCUUUUAGAUCACCCGACAGACAAACACCUUCAUGGGAAUUGUCUGAAUGUUACCCAGCUCCUGUGGAACUUUGGGCUGGGACAAGCAUCCCAUAUCACUCCUGCCCACUUCACCUUCCUAUGCCCUGCCCUUCUCUACCAGAUUGACAGCGGAGUUUGUCUACGACACACAGAGGUGGAUGGACAGGGGAGCAAAGCCAGUGAGGGUUUCCUCAGAACACUAGGUUGGGCCUCCUUGGCUCUCUUUGUAAUCAGUCUGCCCUCCCUGCUCGUCUUGGGAUUGGCACCCCUGCUUCGACCGUCUAGCCUCCAAACAUUCCUCUGCCCGAUGGCUGGAAUGGCAGUGGGCACACUCUGUGGAGAUGCCUUGCUGCACCUCUUGCCCCAUGCCAUCUUUAGUCAACAUGGUGAACAUCAUGAUGCUGUGUUAAAGGGUCUGUGUGUGCUGGGAGGAGUUUACUUUCUGUUUGUGUUUGAGAGUCUUCUGGGAAUUAAGCAACAUUUCAAGAAUUUAAAGAAAAGAAGGCAUGAUACAGAGUCUGGAAGGGAGUUGGAUGCACUGCAGGGUUCCUCAUCACCCAAUCAGAAUGAGAAUUCAGAGUCUGGGCACGGGCAUUCUCAUGGGCAGCCUGGGUCAGAGAAGACUGGCAUCAGAAGCAUGGCAUGGAUGGUGGUCAUGGGAGAUGGAAUACAUAAUCUUACAGAUGGACUAGCCAUUGGUGUUGCAUUUUCUCAGAGUCUGACGGGUGGACUUAGCACAGCAAUCGCUGUUUUCUGCCAUGAGCUUCCUCAUGAAUUAGGCGAUUUGGCGGUGCUGUUGGCUGCAGGCUGGCCUAUACGCAGGCUGGCUGUGUUUAACGCCGUGUCAGCUCUGCUGGGCUUUGUGGGUGUAUUGACUGGCACAGCACUGGGGAACCAGUGGGCGGCACACUCUCCCUGGAUUCUCACCAUCACUGCUGGGGUUUUCCUCUAUGUUGCUCUUGCUGACAUGAUGCCUGAAAUGCUGCAUGGAGAUGCUGGGUCUCUGAGCCCUCUGAAGCGCUUCUUCCUGCAGAGUCUGGGCCUGCUGAUAGGGGGUGCCAUCAUGCUUUGCGUCGCCCUCUUUGAAGACCACAUUGCUGUUAACCUGGGAGACGGCUGAAGAUAUAAUGACUGUACAAAUGGAAUGGCAUUCUCAUGACGGUGUGAGAAUUCCUGUCUAACCCUGCAGUAUUGUGUAUAUACCAUGUCAGUCAUUGAGCUACUGACUGAUGGUCUCUUCCUAUUUGGAUAUUCUGAAGAGAGUGCACUGAAUGGAUUGCUAUAAAAGAAGUAUGGCCAUCUGUUAAAUUAGUUGUUUUCUUUAGAUCAACUUUUUAACCCCCUGUAAAAUACAAUUAGAUUUUCUGAAUUACAUAUUGAACUUACAUAUUACUAACUGCAAUAGAAGACAUGUUUAAAUAAUUGGUAUACUGUUGUAUGUUUUAAGCCUUUUUUUGUACAUUAAUGUGCACCCAUUGGUCAUUCAAAAUCAAGGUGUUAAAAAGGCCUAUGAUACAACAAGUGAUACACUUGUGAAAAUGCUUCUACUUUGCAUUUUUCUAAUUUAAUACAGUUUUAUUAUUACAAAUUACAUUAUCAGCCUAACAAUGUGUGUGAAAAUUUGAAUUGAAAAAUGUACUUGAUUAUUAGUUUCUUAGUAUUUGGUGUGUUCCCCUUUUGUUUUAAUGACAGCAUGCACUCGAGCUGACAGAGCUUUGAGUCUUUUACGAAACUUGAUUUAUCAAUGUUAUCUCAGCAUGAUUUAAAAUCUUUCAAUUUAAAGAGCAUCUUGUGUGCUUCAAUGGAAGCAAGAAAAUCGUACCUUUCGUCCAAAAGGAGUUAAAUGAAUAUUCUGGGUCCUAUAAAAAUUAAGUUCAAUCAGCAGCAUUUGUGGCAUAUUCCACAAGGUUAGUAAGUGAUUUUAUCACACUAAAAUCACGUUAACAUGUAAAAUGGCUAUACUUUUUAAAUGCGUGUUGUAGCAUUUAUAGACUGGCUCCAUUCACUUCCAUUGUAAUUGUCAUUGUUUUUUAAAUCGAGGACAAGUCAAUUAUUUUUGUGAAAAUCAACAUUAUGCCACAAAUGCUGAAAUGCUGUAAAUUGAGUUUAGCUUAAAUCGAACCCAGAAAAAAUCCUUUAUUAAUGUCAAGGUCACAAAUUUGCUUAUUUGAGAAAUAGAAAUAGUGCAGAAUCAAAUAUUUCUUAUUCAUUUUACAUCAUUUCUUUCUUCAAAUCCUAAAACUUAAUUUCCAGAUUUUCAAUGUGUGCUUCAAUGUUGAACCCUACUGUAUAACAGAUCACAAACAGGUCUACAAGUUAUAUUUAAUAAAAUAUGCUGUUAAAACAUGCCAACAUCAUAUUCUUGUAGUGUCAAGAGGAACAUGAAGCAUAGACACACAACAACCACUUGAAUGUAGCAAUAGCAUUUUAUUUCAACAUUACCAAUUCUAAGCCACGAUACUGAAUGACAAGACCUACUGGCUGCAGCAGUUCAUGAAUCUGACUAAUAAAACCAUAUGGGAGUUUUUUUAUUUUUUUUAUUUUGUCUUUAAAGUCAGAGAAACCAAUUCAUUUUUAAUAAGCUCAAAUUAAAAAAUGACUAUGUUCUUUCUUACUUAAAUACAUGUACAGAGUUUCACAUCUGUUAGUAACAAGUAACCAUUUAAAAGCUCAUACUAUGAAUUAACAAGGCAAAGUGCUUUCAGGAUUGCAUUAUCACAUAAGGAAAUGAAUGGCUUGAGGUCUUUUUUUUUUUUUGUGGGGUUGAAAGGGUGAGGGUUCUCCUUCCAAUGGUCUAGGAUGGGUCACAUGACUGACCCUGACAGAUUUGGACAGAAUCUACCGAAUUUGCCGCUUGCACCUAGGUCUAAAAUGGAUACGUACACAGGUACAAAGUUGGUAGGGAGGCUGAUAUAACUAAAGCCGGUGACCGGCAUAGUGUUUUGGAAGGGCGUAAGGCUAGGGAACUCCAUAUACCCCCUUUUUUUUCCUUGAACAAAAUGAAUGUGCAUAACUCAAACUAACCAACCCC